This is a messenger RNA of Pocillopora verrucosa, 3208 nucleotides long. Its product is annotated as tyrosine-protein kinase RYK. The record is from RefSeq and is a predicted model, not a curated record. Gene Ontology annotation, cellular component: plasma membrane; signaling receptor complex. Lineage: Eukaryota; Metazoa; Cnidaria; Anthozoa; Scleractinia; Pocilloporidae. Gene Ontology annotation, biological process: axonogenesis; multicellular organism development; protein phosphorylation. Gene Ontology annotation, molecular function: protein kinase activity; ATP binding.
UGAAUUUUACUUCGAAUAAAUUUCGCUUGCACCGACAACGCUGAUUGGCUCUAACACAAAGGCUUUUGUUCUUUUGAGCCCAACACAAACAUUUCUAAAGUUGUCACAAAGCCUCUUAGGAGUAUCAAUCCAACGAGAUCUAAUAUUUAUCGUGCCAAUGUCUGCCGUUUAAAGAAACUUCUGGUGAUUGUGAAGAGACGAUGAAUUUCUCAGGGCUACUUCUAAUUACAUUCACCUUUAUAAACCUUGUUCUUACGGCUUCAUCCUCUCUCAACUUCUACAUAAAUCGUACGGAGUCAAAGAGAAUUCUCGGUAUUGAGGGUGAUAUAUACUACAUACGAGAUGGCGAAGUAAAAAUCAAUGCAGUCAACUUCAUUAUGACCGUCCCUUCGCGAGUAGACUGCUUGCGAUUUAUAUGGUACUCUACUCGAUUUCCUUUAAAUUCUGCGAGAUACUCCUACGUUUUAAAAUUAGCAUCGUUUACUCCUGAUCUUCUGAUGAAGCCCUCAGUAAACAUCAAAGGGAAUGGAAAAAUCCCAGAAACUAAGAAAGAAUUUUGUGUUAAUAUGACAUGUAAAGGAACUAAAUCAGGCACAGCCCAAAUGAUGAUACAGAUUAAUAUAACAGGAGAGAGAAAUUUGGUGUUGAAUCUUCGAAGGCUAAAAACAUGCAGAAAAGUUGUCCAUACUACUGCUAUAGGGAAACCAACUGUUGCUCAAAUACCAAAUGAUCACACUGAAGCAAAUCCUCCUAUGGAUAAAACCACAGUCUUCUACAUUGCAGUCGGAGUUGCUUGUAGCAUUAUUCUUGUUAUUGCCCUUGCUGUGGCUGCAAUUCAUGUCCAUUCAAUGCCAAGUCCGAACAAAGAUGGUGAUACAGACAACCCGGGAAGGCAGCAGGAAAGUGUGUCCAAAACUCCUCUCAUUACUGCUGUUGGUAAACCAAAACAAGAAACAAGCAGUCCAGAUGGAAAUAACAGUCCUCAAAAUGUGCCCAUACCUGUUACAAGAAAUACCAACCAGAUCCCUGUUUUAACAGCAAAUGCUGUAACCGCUAGCAUACCUGUGGUGACAAAUCAUAUUCCAAAUGGUGGUGUGCAUGUGCCCCAUGUAAGGCCUAGACUUCCAGGUGGGUUCCCUGUAAGGGACAGUACAAUCAGUAUUACCCCCAGUGAUGGAAUUUACGGUGGAGGGGGGCUGCAAUCAACGCAGAAGGGAAAAUAUGGAAACAGAGACAUGAAGGCCGAGUUAAAAGACCUGGAGGUGGAUAUGGACAGGAUUACCCUGGGAGAUUUGCUAGAAGAAGGGACAUUUGCUCGUAUAUAUAAUGGCGUUUUAACUGGGCCCGGAGAAGCACAACAGCAAAGCGUUCUGGUGAAAACUGUGUCUGGAAUGGCAUCGGAAGACCAAAUCAACCUCUUACUUAUAGAAAGUUCAAUGCUAAAGGACCUUACUCAUAAAAAUCUUCUUCCUGUUAUGGCGGUGUGCCUUGAAGAUGAAAAACAACCCUUGAUAAUGUUUCCGUUCAUGAACAGAGGGAAUCUUAAACUGUAUAUUAAGAAAUCCAGAUCUCCUGAAGGCGGCUCAAAGUCGCUGACAACCGCUGACCUGGUCCACGUCGGCAUACAAAUUGCUAAAGGACUACAAUACUUAGCAAGGCGACGAAUUAUUCACAAGGAUGUAGCUGCUAGGAACUGCGUCAUUGAUGACGAUUUGAAUGUGAAAGUCACUGACUGUGCCCUAUCGAGAGACUUAUUCCCGCAAGAUUACUGUUGCCUGGGAGAUAACGAGAACAGACCGGUGAAAUGGAUGGCGGUGGAGAGCCUGGAAAAGUUAAGAUUUACAGUUGCUAGUGACGUGUGGGCCUAUGGUGUUCUUCUGUGGGAAUUAAUGACUCUGGGACAACAGCCGUACGGGAAUAUCGACGCCUUCGAAAUGCUCAACUUCCUCAAACAAGGACACAGAAUUUCGCAGCCGGUGAAUUGCCCGGAUGAACUUUUCACAGUCAUCGCUUGUUGUUGGGCUUUGUCGGAAGAUGAACGACCCAGUUUUGGGCAGCUAAUCGUGUGCUUGACAGACUUCUUGAACGCUUUGAGUAAUUUUGUAUGAGAGUUUCAAGUGUAUGGUAAAACCUUUUUCGGAUAAGAAUGGAUGACAUCCUGACCAAGCCACAGGAUCACCACAGGCAGCCCAAGCACUGUAUACUACACUGAUUUUGCGCAACAGAAGAGGAAAAAAAUAGGAUUUACAUGGGGGAAAUGGACGCAUUUAGAAAUCUAAAAAUGGUAGCGAUUGAACUUAAAGUCGUUUCAAUUGCGCGUUUCCUUUUUUCAAUAUGGGUUGUAAGCGAUCUUCUAGUUCACCGCCCUUUCCUAUAUCUAUAAAAUCAUAGCAAUGUCGACGUUUUCAGUUCUUCUGCUUUUUCUUAAAGAUACCCAUAUUGAUAGAAAAAAAUCGCAGGAACUAAAAACCGCUUUAAUUGCUCAGAUUCAACUUAAAACCGCAAAGGAGAAAAAUAAUCAUUCGACCGAAGCUAGAUAAGCUAGAUUUUGGUGUAGCAAUCACUUUCCUGCUACGUUAUACAAUAUUAUACAGACGGACCCUUAUGUUAAAGCUGGGCCGCCAAUGUGUUCACGCGAAUUUUCAGGCCAAAAAGUGGUCCAUCACUGACCGUGGCUUUUGAGCGUCGAUGCUGAACGUGCGUCAAGAAUUGUGAAGAAUUUAUGUGACAUUUCGAGUACAAUGAAUGCUUGAACAAGCUCUUAUAUACCUGGCUUUCUCAGAUUUGGAGAAAGCUUUAUUAUGGCAAUGACAUUGCAGACGACUUCACCAAGGAACAUGAACAAUUUAUCGUUAACAGUCUUUUUGUCGAUUAAAUCAAACCAAACUGAUUUCAAACACGAAAAAAGUUUGACUGUGAGAAAAGGUGUCAUCAGAGGACGAAGUCCAUUUGAGGCUUGCGUUUCAUUACUGUUUGUAGGUUGAGUCUAUGUUCGAGUGAAGAUAUUAACAUGAUGGACAUUCCACUGAGCGCGCGCAAAACCUUUCGGAGACCUUUAUUUUCCAAUUUAGUUCAGGUGGUCGAGUCCAUUUGCACAAAGCUAAUAUAUUUUUGUUAUGUGUACAGUAUAUUUGUUCUUUGGAGGUAUGUUCUUCAGAAACUUAGAUUAUUUUAUUUUCAAUGAAAUUAAACCGCUGCAAAGUGUUUU